UGAGAGGAGGAGUCCGGUCCCUUCCGUUACAGGAAGAGACGGUGUGAGGUGGAAAUGUGCGCCCUGCCUCGGAGAGCUGAGGGGGAGGGGCGGACGCAAGUCUGUGUGCAGAGCCGAACCGUGUCCGGUACCGUCAGUAUUAUGGUGACCAGAAAUGAAAUCUUUCAACUAAAAUAUUUGAACUGUCCUGAAACUGCAGAAGGGAAUAUUGGAAUGAGCAGUCACUGCGUAUCUAAUAGGACACUUGUACAUAUUGAAGAAGAAUUAGAAACUGAUGAGGAAGAAGUGAUAAGGUUUGCGUGUCGGGAUAUUUCAGCUACCAGCAAUGUACGGGAACUAUUACAUGAACUGAAUGAAGACACCUCGCAUCCAGUAAUAUUGGAAUUGUUGCACUUGCUGAAAAGGUUUGACCUAAUCAAAAAACACUAUAGGAUGACCAAAGUAGAAGCAGAAAAAUUAUUAAAGAAAACAUCCAAGGUCAUUUCAGAUUACAGGUAUUUUGUGAUAGAUCUCAGUGAGCAAAUUGAAGAACGUGAUUUGGAAUCCCUUGUGUUCUUGUUAAAAAAUGACUUGAAAGGAGGGAAACAAAAAAUUAAGACAUUCUUGUCACUCAUAGUUGAACUUGAGAAGAACCAAUUAAUAACACCAAGUAAUUUAGAAAUAUUAGAAAAUGUGUUCCCAACUAUUCAAAGAGUCGACUUAAGAAAUAAUAUUCUUAAAUUCCUUAAAAAAGAUAAUGCAAAUUGUGGUGGUCCUUACAUCAAUGCCCACCCAGCAUCAGCUUCAUGUUAUAGAAGUAGCUCUGCAUCUUCCGUAAUGAUUCCACAAUUACUAGGUAGCAGUACCAAAGAUCCACUGCCUGUACAAGAAACUCUAUCACAGUUUGGAGUACAUGACGAAAGAUAUCCUGUAAGAAAGGAGAGCUUGGGCUUCUGUGUUAUCAUUGACUGUGUUGGGAAUGAUGCAGACAUGAUACAAGCCCUUUUUAGAUCAAUACAUUUUGUUGUUCAGUGUCAUUUGUAUAAAAAUGUGGCUGAAGUAGAAGAAAUUCUUCAUGAUGUAGCGAAUAUGGAACAGCAUAGAAACCAUGACAUUUUUGCCUGUUUUAUUAUUAGCCGGGGGAGCUCAGACUCUCUUUUCUGCUUAGAUGGAGAAUUGCCUGGUCUCUCUUUAGAAAGAAUUAAGAAUGUUUUCACUGGACAAAAAUGUCCAAACCUCAGAGGAAAACCCAAACUUUUCUUUCUUCAAAAUUAUUUUGUCUGUGAUAUUGAGGAAACACAAGAAGAAAGUUUUUUAGAAGUGGAUGGUCCUAGAGAAGAUGCUGCAAUUCGCCAGCGGAUUCAAAACUAUUCCAGAAUACCCAAUGAAGCAGACAUCUUUUGGAGUCACUGUAGAGUGAAUGAGUUGGAACUGCAAAGGUCUUCCGGCUCUACUUCUUUAUAUCUGAGGUCACUGAGAGAUUUAUUAAAUGAAAAGGAAACGAGGAAACAUCGAGAUUUACUAGACAUUCACACAGAGCUCAACCGUAUUAUCUAUGCAAAGAAAGCUGGGUACUCUUUACAGUUGAGGCAUACCCUCACAAAAAAAUUGUUUAUAUAUCCUGCUUAAAAAUCAGCAUAUUAGUUUCAAUCUUAACACAACUGAUUUAUUUAUAUAUUUAUUUAUUUAUGAGGUCAAAAAAUUAAAUAUAGUAAGACAUGUCUUUACACAUGUUUAGUAUGAUAAUGGAAUACAGAUUUUUACAUACUGAGGAUUUGUAUCAGAUGAAUCAUGGCUAUUUUUUGCGCAGUAACAUAAUAAUAUUAUGGUGUUGUAAACUGACAACCAGUCACCAGAGGAAAAUAAAGUUUUGCUAAAACUUUAAGUCUAUAAACCAUUGGGAAAUUCUUAGGGGGCCAUUUAAAAUCUGAAACCUAUUUUUUACAAUUUGAUUAAAAAUGAUCUACAUUUUGUAUCACCUGUUAAACUAUAACACUCUUUGCAGUGCCUCAUGUGAUUAUUGUCCGAAUGUAAAGACUUCUCGUGGAUGCCAACCUUUGCCCCCAGUAAAGUUGAAAUCACAUGAGCUUGUUAGAGUUAGGAGGUAUUCUUUUCAGAAAGCAUGCCAUAAAAUUAAAAGUCCACAUAGUAAUGAUGGAAAGUAUCAAUGUUUUAUGCUAUGUUGUUUACAAACAUAUUUGCAUUACAUUGCUGUUUUUUUUAUGAACAGAGAACCAAAAAAACAGCCUCUUCAAAAGUUAUCUUUCCACCUCUAUUUUGUGCUAUACAUACCCAAUGCUAAAAAAUUCAUUUUUUUUAUGGUUUUUAAAUUUGUAACUGAGAAUAUUAAUGUAGUUCUAAGUGUCAUGUAGGGUCACACAUUUGUUGGAGCAGAAUACACGUGUAAUAUGCCUAAAAUCCCAUACAAUUUUCUUCAGGGAAAAGAAUCAUGUUCAUUGUUGCCUGCAUUACACCUUCAGUGCCUCAACUGAAAGCAAUGGCAGUAUUAAAAAAAUAUAAACAAAAUACUCGUCAAAUAUGAACAAAAAUAAGCUUCAAAACCACUUGCAAAUUUAAAUAAAGCCUCUAAAAUAUAUAUGCAAAACAGUCAUAUUUCAGAAGUGUGUCUGCUUAUAUUUUACACUCUAUGAAUUCGGCCUAAGGAGUUUCCACAAGAAAAUUUUGCUUGCGGAUAUUCCAUAAGUGGGAUUUCCCUAAAGUAAAACCCGCCAGCAAAAUAUAUUGCUGCCCAUUGACUUCAGUGGGUCUACAUUAAAUCCGCAAACAUAAUUUCCUCUGCAGAAAAGCCAAAGCGAAUUAUGUAUUUGUGAAUGUAACCUUAAGGUAGAAUAGCAAUAGGGACAAAGCUGACUGACAUCACAUUACAAUAGUGAUGCUUUGUUUCAUUUGUGUAUUUAUUUUUACUUGCAAUACAAGAGUCCUAUAUAUGCUAAUAUAUGGUCAUUACUACACAUUCAAGGCAGCACUGAUAUUUAUUUAGACUUGUGUGCAUGAUUUCACAUUAUCUUUUGUACUUCAUAUAUAAGCUGUAUUGUUAUUAUAUGUAAUUGUGGUACUUAAAUUGUAAUUAUGUUGAGGUAUUCAUCUGUUCUCCGUUAUCCUAACAGGGAUCCUCAGCUGAAUGGGUAGUGAAUGAGGGCCACUGUCAAGGCAAAAUAUGUAUAAUAUAGUUUUGCAUAAAAUAGUCAAGGAGCCUUUCAAAUCAUUCUCAUUCAGCCAGUAUCAUUGACCAAUAUUCAUCUAAAUCCAUAUAUGGUAGCUAUUUAGGUUAUGGCAAUAUACAGCUGCAUGCCAGCUUUAUAUGAAAUAAAUAGUAAGAGAAAUCCCAUAUGAGACAUCUCAAAUGGUAUUUCUCUUACUAUUUAUUUCAUGAAAAGUUGUAUAGUAGAGCUAGGUGGAGCACCGAAUGCAAGGGUGAAUUAUUUAAGGUUCAUCUGAAAACUUGGGAUAAUUAUUUCAACACAACUAAUACUUUUGUGGUAUUCAGGUUUACGAACAGGAAAUUUGCAGAUGGUCUGUUUGUUUGUAAGUGUUACAGGAUUAAUUGUAAGUCUAAUUUGAUUGAUAUUGAAUGUAUAGGUUGCUGCACAUAAGAUUAAUAGAAUUGGGGUCGGUGUUAAAGGGGUUAUCCAGAAAUUGAAAAACUGAGCUAAUUUCUUUCAAGAACCGCUCCCUGUCUGUCUCCAGGUUGGGUGUGGUAUUACAACUUUGCUCCAUUCACUUCAAUGGAACUGAACUGCAGAACCAUACCUCACCUGGAGACAGACAGGGAGCGGUUUUUGAAAGAAAUUGUAUCUAUUUUUUUAAAUUCCUGGAUUAACCCUUUAAUGCUGACAUAUCAUAAAAUAGUCCUUUAUUUGCAUAUAUAAUAAUCACAUAUUAAAUAUAUGGGUUACAUAAUUGAUAAUAGUUCUGCAGAGUUUCAAUUUAUUUUUUUGGCAAUAUUUUAGAGGUUCACUUAAAACUGUAAUGAUCUUAAUGAAUUUUGGAGUAAGGAAGAAAGAGGCCUAUAAGUAGAAAAGAGGGAAAAACUUGUGAAUUUACCAGAUUUAUGGAAUGAAAAUAAGAUUAGCUAAGCAAAUGUUGUAAGUAGCAAGUCAUAUAUAUUAUGUUAAGUAUGUAAAAAAGGUAUGUUAUUCCAUUUACAUCUAAAGUCAGUCCUUAAAUGUGGAAAAAACAGUUUAGAAGCUUGUACAUAGAAAACAGGGACUGUUAUACCAGUGCAACCAGGCUGCAAACCAGCACAGUAUCAGGAAUUAUUACUCUUACAUAGUGCAAUGUAGGAUGUUGAGCACCAAGCACAACAGCAAAAGGUAAGUGUUUCUUUUAUCCUAAAAUGCACUGAAGUCCGACACAGUGGUGCAAGGGGACAGUUAUACUUCUGCAAUCUGAGACCUGAUGUAAUGUUCAUGUAGAAAGUGCUAUAAUGUGAAAUAGAUGCUGUUCAAAGAGAAAUACCGUAAAUAAUCCAUGCAGUGACCUAAUUUACCAGCUUGUCUGGGCAAAUUGUUCAGCAUUUAACAACUGUGGCUAAACAUUGGUGUCAACUGAUAUUAAAAGGUCAAAUAUUAAAGUAUUCUAAUAUUAACCCCUUAAGGACGCAGGACGUAAAUGUACGUCCUGGUGCGGUGGUACUUAACGCACCAGGAUGUACAUUUACGUCCUAAGCAUAACCGCGGGCAUCGGAGCGAUGCCCGUGUCAUGCGCGGCUGAUUCCGGCUGCUGAUCGCAGCCAGGGACCCGCCGGCAAUGGCCGACGCCUGCGAUCUCGCGGGCGUCCGCCAUUAACCCCUCAGGUGCCAGGAUCAAUACAGAUCCCGGUAUCUGCGGCAGUGCGCGAUUUGAAUGAAUGAUCGGAUCGCCCGCAGCGCUUCUGCGGGGAUCCGAUCAUUCAUAACGCCGCACGGAGGUCCCCUCUCCUGCCUCUGUCCGGCUCCCGGCGUCUCCUGCUCUGGUCUGUGAUCGAGCAGACCAGAGCUGAAGAUGACCGAAAACACUGAUCUGUUCUAUGUCCUAUACAUAGAACAGAUCAGUAUUAGCAAUCAUGGUAUUGCUAUGAAUAGUCCCCUAUGGGGACUAUUCAAGUGUAAAAAAAAAUGUAAAAGUAAAAAAAAUUUGAAAAAUCCCCUCCCCCAAUAAAAAAUUAAACGUCCGUUUUUUCCUAUUUUACCCCCAAAAAGCGUAAAAAAUUUUUUUUUAUAGACAUAUUUGGUAUCGCCGCGUGCGUAAAUGUCCCAACUAUUAAAAUCAAAUGUUGAUGAUCCCGUACGGUGAACGGCGUGAACGGAAAAAAAAACAAAAGUCCAAAAUUCCUACUUUUAAUACAUUUUAUUAAAAAUUUUUUAUAAAAAAUGUAUUAAAAGUUUUUUUUACAUGCAAAUGUGGUAUCAAAAAAAAGUACAGAUCAUGGCGCAAAAAAUGAGCCCCCAUACCGCCGCUUAUACGGAAAAAUAAAAAAGUUAUAGGUCAUCAAAAUAAAGGGAUUAUAAACGUACUAAUUUGGUUAAAAAGUUUGUGAUUUUUUUUAACCGCGACAAUAAUAGAAAAGUAUGUAAUAAUGGGUAUCAUUUUAAUCGUAUUGACCCUCAGAAUGAAGAACACAUGUCAUUUUUACCAUAAAUUGUACGGUGUGAAAACGAAACCUUCCAAAAUUAGCAAAAUUGCGUUUUUCGUUUUAAUUUCCCCACAAAAAUAGUGUUUUUUGGUUGCGCCAUACAUUUUAUGAUAUAAUGAGUUAUUUCAUUACAAAGGACAACUGGUCGCGCAAAAAACAAGCCCUCAUACUAGUCUGUGGAUGAAAAUAUAAAAGAGUUAUGAUUUUUAGAAGGCGAGGAGGAAAAAAUGAAAACGUAAAAAUUAAAUUGUCUGUGUCCUUAAGGCCAAAAUGGGCUGAGUCCUUAAGGGGUUAAAAUAUUUAGUAAUAUUUGUAUUUUUAUUUAUUAUAUAUUUACAAUGAACAUUCAUAUAUUGCACAUAAGACAUAUGCUUCCUUGAUAGAUCUAGGUAAGAGGUUCUGUUCACACUGAAAAUGCCAGAUCCAUUUUUAGGGUACUUUCACACAGGCAGAUUUAUUCAAGGGUUUCUCAGUGCGUAUUUGAAAGGGGGGUGGGCUCUUCAUGGCUGUCCGCAGCAGAUUUUCCGCUGCGGAAAAUCCAAUGCAGACCCUAUUGACUUCAAUGGGGCUUGCAGCAUAUUCUACGCAGUGGAAAAUCUGCUGCGGACAGCCGCAAAGAGCCCGCCCCUUUACAAAUAUGCAUCAGGAAACCUGCAAAUAAAUCCGCCUGUGUGAACGUACCCUAAUGGUAUAUUACCUGCGAAAUAUCUGCAUCAUAUAUGCUGUGGAAAAUCCACAGCAGAUUUUGCUACUAUUGACUUCAAUGGGUCUGAAGGAAAAUCUGCAAAUCUGACCCAUUGAAGUCAAUGGUAGCAAAAUCCGCUGGUAAUUCCACAGGUAAUCUGCCAGUGUGAACCUUUCCCUAAACAGAUAAUAGUGAACUGCAACAGAAUCCAUGCAGUGAAUCAGGUAUGUUAGGGUUUUGUUUUUUUUUCCCAGUGUGAAGUGUCUUUAUAAAUUGUACACUCAAAAAUAAAAGGUAGGCAGUUAGAUUCAACCCCCCCCUUCCCCAGUUAGAUUGCCUGAUGGAGAUUCUUAGCGCAAAUGUAAAUGGAGCAAAAUUUACUAUUCAAACCUAUCUGACUGGACCACAUUGCAGUUAGCAAAGCCAUGAGCUCUGGGAAUUGACAACUGGUUCACCCGCACUUAACUCAAUUCACAAAGUGUAAACCUGAUUAAAACAAUAUAUUGCCUGGAUCAGUGGUCCCGUACCAGAGUUAUAGCCCCCCAUUGCUAAUAUGCUAAUGCCAUCCUUUGUGCAAGUGAGACGAGAGAUGGCUUUCUAAGUUUUUCCGCCUCUGUCCUCCUUGCUCACAUAACCUUUCUUACGUCAUGAAUAUGCAAAAGUAUUCACUUUACGCCAUAAUGACAUGAUAUCCUAUGACCAAAUGAACACACUGCUAUUUUAGCAGAGCACAGACGCCACUCCCAAGUCGGGUGUAGUGAAGAAGCAGCGCCUAUGUUCUGGUAGAAUAGCCGAGUGGACACGUGGGCAUAGGCUCUCAUGUCAUUAGGACAUAGAGUGUAGACUUAAGCAUAUUAAAGAGGUAGGAGAGCUUA
Messenger RNA from Hyla sarda, 7174 nucleotides. It is a transcript of the gene CFLAR, whose product is annotated as CASP8 and FADD like apoptosis regulator. Gene Ontology annotation, molecular function: cysteine-type endopeptidase activity; protein binding. The record is from RefSeq and is a predicted model, not a curated record. Bases 55 to 1608 code for a protein of 517 amino acids. Gene Ontology annotation, biological process: negative regulation of extrinsic apoptotic signaling pathway via death domain receptors; proteolysis. NCBI's taxonomy places the organism in Eukaryota, Metazoa, Chordata, Amphibia, Anura, Hylidae. The transcript is spliced from 10 exons.